Messenger RNA from Pieris napi, 1367 nucleotides. It is a transcript of the gene M6, whose product is annotated as neuronal membrane glycoprotein M6-a. The transcript has a single exon. Gene Ontology annotation, cellular component: plasma membrane. The coding region runs from base 143 to 892 and encodes 249 amino acids. The record is from RefSeq and is a predicted model, not a curated record. Gene Ontology annotation, biological process: neuron projection development. NCBI's taxonomy places the organism in Eukaryota, Metazoa, Arthropoda, Insecta, Lepidoptera, Pieridae.
GUCUGUACUCUGUGGUCGAAAUCUUUUGCUUGCCGUAAUCAGCAACUUUUUUUAUUCAGUGGCUAGUGUUUAUCUUUGAAAAAUAAAUAUUACUGUGAAAGAGACGUAAAUAAAUCCAGUACAGUAAAAGAUAAUAGCUAAAAUGGGUGAUCCGUGUCAAGCUUGUCUUACAAGAGUACCCCAUGCCACUUUAAUAGCCACUAUAAUGUGCUGCUUGGGCGUGGGGGUGUUUUGUGGAACGAUGUACCGAGGUUCAGCGCUGUCUAUAUUAAUGUUUGAUGAAGUUUUUCACUUUCGCCUAAUAUGGAUCGAGGCUCUACAAAUGAUAUUUAUAGUUGGGAGUGCUUGUAUGGCCGCUUUAGGAUUCAUGCUCCUCUGUUUAGGAUGCCUUACCACAGGUGCCACGAGACAAAGAGUUUAUCGAGCUUGGCGAGCUAGAGUCGGCGGAAGGAUCUCUUGCGCAAUAUUCAUGAUAAUAACCUACAUAUUGACAUUUACUUGGAUCAUAUUGCUGGGUUUCCUUGUGAUAACUACAUUCUUAUUUACAAUAUUUUGGAAUCUAUGUUCUAAACCAGGAAACAUUGAAUUAUCAACUUGCAUAGAUUUUACACAGUUUGAUUUCCUGUUUCCUGCUUCUGUUAAACAAGAAGAUAUGAAAAUCUGUGAGGCUCACAAAAUGAAACUAUUUUGCAAGGACUAUGUUGAGAAAGCUGAAUUUAUGUUUAUUCUUGCUAUGGUGUCAUGCCUUCUAGUUAUUCUGAGUUUGGUACACUAUUUAAUGUGUUUAUCUGCUAACUAUGCACACAUAAGGGAUCAUGAGAAAUUCCAGGAGUUACAAGAAUUGCAAUACCUCACAAACCCAAACCUACAUGCCUCUAAAGACAGAUUCUAGUAUAUGGCCCGUGCGCCCUUACUGCGCUCCCUUGAGGCAACUACUAAAAUGUGACAGAAUUGAGAGAAAAUGCCUACAGAAUCUUGUGUUCAUCUUAUGAAAAUAUAAAAAGACUGAUGUAUGGUGGAGAUGAUGAUUCAAAUUAUUGUCACAUAUCUUAUUUAGACCACUGUGAAUUGAUCAAAUUUGACAUUCCAUUAAUAUUAAGGUAAUUUGUUAUAUUCUACUUUAUAAGGAAACCUUAUGGUUUUAUGCAUAAACAUACUAAAAAUAUAAGUAAAUUAUCAUAUCAUUUUGAGUAAACUAGUCUAAAAAGAAUAUUACAAAACUGCAGACUGUAAAUUCUAGAAUAUACAUUUAGUAUAUUCUUACACAAUCCCAUAGAUUCCUACAUGAUGUACUUUCCUAUUAAUAAUCAUUUUUGCCAGACUAAAAUUUUCUUAAAAGGGUUGGACUUUAUUUUAUUGAGACAAUA